GGCCCCAGCGGCGCUGGCGGCUAUAAACAUCUAAUGAAAGAAGAUGAUAGAAAGACAGUUAUAUGUAUCGAGGGGAACAUUGCAAGUGGAAAAACAACAUGCCUGGAUUACUUUGCACAGACCACCAGCAUUGAGGUUUUGACAGAACCAGUGGCUAAGUGGAGGAACGUCCGUGGUCAUAACAUCCUGGGCUUAAUGUACCAUGAUGCAUCAAGAUGGGGGAUAACCCUGCAGACUUACAUCCAGCUUACAAUGCUGGAGCAGCAUACCAAGCCAAUGAUUUCCCCUGUGAGAAUGAUGGAGAGAUCAAUCCACAGUGCAAAGUACAUUUUUGUAGAGAACCUGUACCGCAGUGGGAAAAUGCCAGAGGUGGAUUAUGUUGUCCUGAGUGAAUGGUUUGACUGGAUCCAGAAGAACAUUGAUGUUUCAGUUGAUUUGAUAGUUUAUCUGCAGACUUCUCCUGAAGUUUGUUACGAGAGGUUAAAGAGAAGAUGCAGAGAAGAGGAAAAGAUCAUUCCUCUGGAGUAUUUAGAAGCUAUCCAUCAGCUCUAUGAGGAGUGGCUCAUCAAACACACCCUGUUUGAAGUUUCCUGCCCAGUGCUUGUCAUUGGAGCUGACCAUGACAUGCAGAAAAUGAUAGAGAAGUAUGAAGAAAGCCGGGACCAAAUCCUGAACCCAUCGAACAGACACCACCAGUUAUAGGAGUCUGCCACUGCUGCAUUUUAAAACACAUCAAGUCUGAUUUGGGGGCAAUUUGGGGUAUUUUUAAUUUUUCUAAAUAUUAGU
Indicator indicator is the source of this 786-nucleotide messenger RNA. It is a transcript of the gene TK2, whose product is annotated as thymidine kinase 2. Lineage: Eukaryota; Metazoa; Chordata; Aves; Piciformes; Indicatoridae. The transcript is spliced from 10 exons. Gene Ontology annotation, cellular component: mitochondrion; cytoplasm. Gene Ontology annotation, molecular function: ATP binding; deoxynucleoside kinase activity. The record is from RefSeq and is a predicted model, not a curated record. The coding region runs from base 34 to 702 and encodes 222 amino acids. Gene Ontology annotation, biological process: nucleobase-containing compound metabolic process.